This is a messenger RNA of Funneliformis caledonium, 1832 nucleotides long. The record is from the annotation of a GenBank genome assembly. Lineage: Eukaryota; Fungi; Glomeromycota; Glomeromycetes; Glomerales; Glomeraceae.
CAGAGUCACUAAGUUUUCGACGUGUUGAUAGCGAAAUCUGUGAAGAAUUUUUAAAAUUAUUUAAUGAUGGUCAUUCUUUGUCUUCAGCAUUACAUGUUUAUGAAGAUAAUCUUUAUCUUAAUGCUUCGGAUGAACAGGAAUUAUUGGAAACUUUAGCAGAUCGAGCCAAAAAUCUGGGUUAUGAUUAUGUCGCAAAACUUUUCCAAAACUAUUGUGAAGUUUCUCUUAGAGGAAAUAACGGAAAAUUAAUGUUUGAACGAUUAGCAGAAUUGGUUCAAGAUUAUAAUUAUUUGGGACAAGGGAAAGCUGUUUUACAAGAAUAUGAUGCACACGCUGACAAAGCCUUUAUCCUUUGCAUUAUAACAAGUUUAAUGUGCAGAGUUCACGAAAAGGUCUUACAAGCAGGCAAAUUAUGCUAUGUAGAUGCUUUAGCAUCAUUUGAUCCUCUCAAUUCUUUGAUUACAUUACUUUAUACAAGUUGCGUGGUCAGAGCUCUUCCACUUAGCUUGUUUGUUACUUCAGACGAACUUAAAAUCACGUUAGAGAAAGCAAUGAAUCUACUUAAAACAAUUCUUCCACCAUAUGCUUUCUUCAGACGUGGACCUCAGAUUGGACCGAUGGUUUUUUUAACUGACGAUUCAAGUGCAGAGCGGGUUCGCCUUUUGUGUACUUUUCAUUUUCUUCAGGCAUUUUGGAGGAGGUUAUAUGAUUCAAAACAUAAAGUUAAUAAAGAAAACUGGGUGCCUAUAAUGGAAAAAGCAAGGAAAAUUUUGUAUGUAUUAUCAGGUUCAGAAAUGGAAAUACAUUAUGAAGAAUUUAAGCAGAAAUUUUAUAAUCACCCACAACUGCGGAGUCAUUUGAAGCGAAGCUUUGGUAUAAUGAAAGAUAUUAUUUUUGCAAGAACAAAAGCUUACAACCCAAUACAAAUAUUUCAAUUUAUAAUCAUAACUAUGGAAAGGUUUUAUGAAAGGAGAGUGCUUGGAAUUGCACAUAGGCAUGUAGGAUAUUUACGUAUUGCCAAACGAUUCUUGUGUUCUAACUGGAAAAUAAUAAAUAUGGAUGUAAUUCAAAAGACUUGUGUGGAUAAUGAGUUUUUGGUACUGAGUACAAAAGAUGCAAACACUUUUUAUAUCGUAAAUAGUGAGAUUGGAGUAUGUUCUUGUCUUGUUGGAAUGACCAGUGCGCCCUGUAAACAUCAAGGGGCAGUAUCAAUGAAGUAUCAUCUUUCAAAUUUUAAUUUUGUUCCAUCGUUGAUGUCAAAUGAUCGUAUAACCUAUGCAUAUAUAGCAUUCGGUUGUGUUGCCGAAAACAAAUCUUUUUAUGCAUCAUUACAUGCACAACAAUCUAUUAUACAAAGCCAACAUGCUGAAUUGAGCAAUGUUUUAGCUACUGAGGGACCUAGAGAAUCAAAUGAAAUAAAUGAAGAAAUAGAAGAUUUCGACAUUUCUGAGUUUAUUUCGUUUUUAAAUGAAGUUAAAUUGGACUUUCAAAAUGCCGAUCAAGCGUUACGAACUGCGCUAAACAAGUUUAAAGACCGAUAUAAUACUGCAAAAUCAAAGUCAGUACUCUGGUUGUUUUUGUUUCUUUACGAUCUCAAUCGUGACCUAGAUCCGAUGGUUCGUAUCAAAAGUGAUGCACAUAUAAGGGUUCAAGUAGAAUCAAUUAAAAGACGCAAAAUGGAGGGUGAUGGUUCUAAACAAAGGUUACCUGUUCUUAUAAAUGAAGAUAAAGAAAAUUUUGAUUCUCAUGUUAUUCCUGUUCAGAAAAAGAGGAAAACAGCCAAAAAAGAGCAUAAUUUAUGCAAGAAUAUAUUGAGCAAUCGUCCAAAUUGA